Molecule: messenger RNA, 1334 nt
Organism: Eutrema salsugineum
Lineage: Eukaryota; Viridiplantae; Streptophyta; Magnoliopsida; Brassicales; Brassicaceae
Product: serine/threonine-protein phosphatase PP1 isozyme 2
Exons: 3
Coding region: 193-1134 (313 amino acids)
Cellular component (GO): nucleus; cytoplasm
Molecular function (GO): protein serine/threonine phosphatase activity
Source: RefSeq, a predicted model, not a curated record
CACCCAUCAAUCAGAGAAAACUACUUGUGAGAAAAACAAAUUCAAUAAAACUGGAAGAGAAACAGAGAAAGGCGACAACUUUUUUGUUUCAGAUUUUGACAAAUGUUUUCUGGGCGAUCCAAGCUUGUCCAAAAGGUUGAGACUUUUAGAAGAUAUAUAUAAAACGGGAGGUGUAUAGGUUAGUGAAAUUGAAUGGCGCAACAAGGGCAGGGAAGCAUGGAACCUGAAGCUCUCGACGACAUCAUUCGACGUUUGCUUGAUUACAAAAACCCUAAGCCAGGGACGAAGCAGGCUAUGAUGCUCAACGAGUCUGAGAUCCGAUUGCUUUGCGUCGUCUCCAAAGAGAUAUUCCUUCAACAGCCCACUCUCCUUGAGCUUGAUGCCCCCGUCAAGAUCUGCGGUGAUAUUCACGGUCAAUACUCCGAUUUAUUGAGGCUUUUCGAGUAUGGAGGUUUCCCUCCUGCAGCAAACUACUUAUUCUUAGGAGACUAUGUCGACCGAGGGAAGCAGAGCUUGGAGACUAUCUGUCUUCUGCUUGCCUACAAGAUCAAAUACCCUGAGAACUUUUUCCUCUUAAGGGGAAACCACGAGUGUGCAUCUAUCAACAGAAUCUACGGAUUCUACGACGAAUGUAAACGAAGAUUCAGCGUGAAGCUCUGGAAAGUGUUCACAGACUCUUUUAACUGUCUCCCUGUGGCUGCUGUCAUAGACGAGAAGAUACUUUGUAUGCACGGUGGACUUUCACCAGAUUUGACCAGUGUUGAACAGAUCAAGAACAUAGAGCGUCCAACUGAUGUUCCAGACUCUGGUUUGCUCUGUGACCUUCUUUGGUCUGAUCCUAGUAAAGACGUCAAGGGCUGGGGGAUGAAUGAUCGUGGAGUCUCCUACACUUUUGGACCUGACAAAGUUGCUGAGUUUCUGAUUAAAAACGACAUGGAUUUAGUCUGUCGUGCCCACCAGGUUGUAGAGGAUGGGUAUGAGUUCUUUGCCGAUAGACAGCUUGUGACUAUAUUCUCAGCUCCAAACUACUGUGGUGAAUUUGACAAUGCUGGUGCAAUGAUGAGUGUCGAUGAAAGUUUGAUGUGCUCUUUCCAAAUUCUUAAGCCUGCGGAUCGGAGGCCACGGUUCUUGUGAAGAGCAGGUAUUUUUUUUUGAGUACUUCUCUUAAUUGUUUCAGAGUCUCAGAUCUGUUAUAUUAGUUUAUCUGCACCAGUGCUGUUACAGCUCAAACAGAUUCUCUCAUAUUAACAAAGAAAAGUAGAAUGAUAUAUUAUUGUGUACCAUAUGAAAUGUAAAUGUGGUCUUAAUAUUUUAUCUCAAUCUAUAUAUUGAUG